GGUCGAGAGCCGCGGCGUGUCCGUCCCCCCGCGGCUGGGCACACAACCCGUGCGCGAACGCCUGCCCGGGCCCUCGGGGGCAGCGCUGGGCCGAGGCGACCCGCUGCCCUCGCUGUGGCUGCGGUGGCUACAGAUGCGUGUGGAGGUGAGUGGCAGGUAUUGAUAUGGACAGUCUUUCCUCAGGCCCUUCUCUGCAGUUGCUUGCCAAGCUGCUUCAUGAUACUCAAGAAGAUGAUGAUGAUGAUGAACAUGUGCCUCACUGUUCAGUUAAUGCCAUGACUCCUGGGACUAUUGGACCAGGAAAGAGAGAGACCACUGAUACUUUCCAAGUGAAACCUGGAAAUGAUAAAACUAUUUGGAAUACAGAGGAAGUCCCAGAAGGAUCUGAAUUUGAGGAUUCCUGGGACCCUAGAGAACAACCAGAUCCCUGACAAGCUCCGAGAGACGAGGCGCCUUGCAAAGGCUUCGCCAUUCCCGCCCUGACCGCAUUCGUGUGCCCUCCCCGAGCGUGCCGACAGUCGCCAGCUCCUCGAAGGGAGCUGGGAAGGAGGAUGGGGCUCCCGGCGCUACGAAAAAGAAAAGGGUGACAUGGGACGAAACCCUGGUGUAUGAGAUGGGUUCUGACUCAUCGGAAGAUGGUGAGUGAGGGGCUCCAGCAUCGCAGCCUCUGUCUCCGAGAGCCCCGGUGUCGUGAAGAAUCCACGCCAGAGAUGUUCCCCAAGGACUGUGUCCCGUGGUUGUCAUUUUCUCAUCAUC
Molecule: messenger RNA, 756 nt
Organism: Colius striatus (speckled mousebird)
Lineage: Eukaryota; Metazoa; Chordata; Aves; Coliiformes; Coliidae
Product: dynein axonemal assembly factor 6-like
Exons: 5
Coding region: 165-431 (88 amino acids)
Biological process (GO): axonemal dynein complex assembly; flagellated sperm motility
Cellular component (GO): cytoplasm
Molecular function (GO): protein-folding chaperone binding; dynein intermediate chain binding
Source: RefSeq, a predicted model, not a curated record